This is a messenger RNA of Cydia pomonella (codling moth), 3753 nucleotides long. Its product is annotated as 85/88 kDa calcium-independent phospholipase A2-like. NCBI's taxonomy places the organism in Eukaryota, Metazoa, Arthropoda, Insecta, Lepidoptera, Tortricidae. The coding region runs from base 1012 to 3444 and encodes 810 amino acids. Gene Ontology annotation, cellular component: mitochondrion. The transcript has 14 exons. The record is from RefSeq and is a predicted model, not a curated record. Gene Ontology annotation, molecular function: protein binding. Gene Ontology annotation, biological process: positive regulation of ceramide biosynthetic process; lipid metabolic process.
UGCGUAAUGCACUUUCUAUAAACGCCCAUAUUUACUUACCAAAUUAACGCGACCAGGACAAUAAUUUAAACGAUAAUAUUUAAUGUAUAUUUUUCCAUUUAUUAUAUUUACCUAUUUAUAAGAAAAAAGGUGUAUUGUACGAUCCCCACCGUCCGGCUGGAGUAGGGCCGCACCUGAGCGCAUUUUCAAUGUACCUCUACGUUAUGUAUGGCAGAAGUGAUGGAAUCCGUCCGCGUCCGUCCGUGAGCAGUCAACCGGCUUACGGCCAUACAAAUGUGAAAUGCGCUCCGACUCCGCCCGUUCGGUGGGAAUCGUACUUUAGUUAAAAAAACUUCAGAUUUCCACGACACAAAGUCGCAUCGUGACACGAAGUCUUAUCUUAUAACGACACACGACGUCGCAUCGUGUAGGUAAGGUAGGUAAUUGUGUUUCGGUCUUAAGUUUUUUUUACUCAUAUUUCUUUUAAUAUAUGUCUAGGCUCCCAUGAGCCGUGGCAAUAUGCCGGGACAACGCAAGGAAGAAGAAGGAGAUUUCUUUUAAUAUAAAAGUACAACAAUUGACAAAAUAAAGAAAAAAUGACUGGUCAAAUUAUUAUCCAGGUCACGUUAAUUAAGUAAAUAUGGGCGUUUAGGUAUACAAAGUGCAUUACGAAGUCGAUGCACAUCGUAGAUUUCCACGACGGCGACGUCGCAACGUGACACGACGUCGCAUCAUGCCACGUUGCCACGACACGACGUCGCAUCAUGUAAUUGUGUUUUGGCUCAAAGAGAAUAAGUAGAACAUAGGUAACACUACGGCGUAGUUCUAAGCAAAGAGCAUAUGAUCACUACGUUCUAAGUGAAAUAUCCUUGAUUAUUACUCGUUUAAUGUGUUUAUGUGUAGGAAUAUAAAUCGCAUAAUAGGGGAAAAUGUUUAAUUCAUGUAAGUGCCUAAAACGAAUUUCUAAAUAUGUAAAAAAAUGUAUAUUACGCAUUUUGUGAUAUUUUUUUCGGUUUUCGGGGGUUAAUUUCAAUGUUAUUUACAGUUUUCAGAGGCCUAUUGGGCACUGAAGACUCCCCAACAAAGGUAAUAGAAGUGCGUUCAGACAAUUAUGUUUCGAGGCCGAUACAUUACAGAGAAGAUUCUAUGUUAUUAUACGGUCCUAAAAUCAAGGACGGAAAGAAUAAUUCGAAGGACAAAUAUUUUGAUAUUAUUCUAUACAAGCCGUCCACAGAGAGCACACCUCAAAUGUACAGCUUGUUUCGGUCAGAAAAUCAAAAAAGUGCAGAGCAGAAGUUUAUGGUGUACAAAGAUAGAAUACCAGUCUACAUUAAAAUAACUAAAGAUUGCACAAUAGCAAGUCUUCAAAAACUAUGCGACACACUGUCCAAACACCACACAUGGUCCAUAGCUCAUCUGGCAGCUCACUUUGGACUUUGUGAUAUGUUUAAUGACCCUGAGGUCCAGGCGCACAUGAAUGAAGUGGACCCGGUCACUGGAGCUACGCCGUUGAUGGUGGCAGUGAAAUCGUGCAACAUCCGCAUGGUCCAAAGCCUGGUCUCCCUACAAGUUCCGUUGGACACUGUCGAUCUAGACGGCAACACAGUAUUCCAUUACGCAGCGGCUAGCAACAAGGAUAUUAUCAAUGUGCUCGCAAGCAAAACAACGACGUCCCUCAACGUGUACAACAAGCAAGGAUACACGCCAUUACACAUGGGCUGCCUCGCCAACGCGCCCGACUGCGUGCGAGCGUUACUAUUGGCUGGGGCCGAUGUGAAUCUGCCGGCUCAGCGGCAGUCAACUGUUAAUUCAAGUGCUAUACCAGGUAUCGUCGGCGACGUACUCCAUGGAGCCAACCAACCUAAACUCUACCAACAAGAUAUGAAACAUGGCGGCACGCCUCUCCACUGGUCCGUCUCUCGCGAAGUUAUCGAAGCCUUGGUGGACAAGAACUGUAACAUCAACGCGUUAAACUUUGACGGCCGAACUGCGUUGCAUAUCAUGGUGUUCAGGGGGCGCCUGGAGUGUGCUAUGGCACUGCUAUCUAGAGGAGCGGAACAUUCCAUAACAGAUAACGAAGGAAACACCCCUCUACACUUAGCAGUGAACCAGACGAACAUUUCUUUGGUUGAAGCAUUGAUAGUGUUCGGCGCAGAUUUGGAAGCGCUCAACAAUUCUGGCUACACCGCCCGACAUAUGGUGCCCUAUGAUAUGUCAAAUAGUAACUACGACAAGAUAUUGUAUGUGUUACACGCUGUAGGAGCUCAGAGGUGUUCGGCCGAAGUGGCCGGCUGCGGCCCCGGCUGCGCGGGCAGCGACGACUACGACGGCGUGCCCCCGCCCCGCGUGCCGCAGCCCGCCUGCCGUGACGUCAUCAGCCACAUGCUCAACCUUGCGGCCAGGGAGCGCGCCGCCAACUCACCCAAUAGCGACAAGCAGGGACGGCUUCUCUGCCUCGACGGCGGCGGUAUCCGCGGCCUGGUCCUUGUCCAAAUCCUAAUCAACCUAGAAGCUGCCAUUGGGCGCCCCAUCAUCGACUGUUUCAACUGGGUAGCUGGCACCAGUACUGGAGGGAUCCUAGCUUUAGCCCUUGCCAGUGGGAAGAAUUUAAGAGAAUGCCAAAGGCUGUAUUUCCGUAUGAAGGAAUAUGCGUUCGUUGGUACGCGUCCGUAUCCUUCAGAAGGGUUGGAGACCAUAUUGAAGGAUAAUUUAGGUACGGAAACCGUGAUGGCGGACCUGACUCAUCCGAAGCUGAUGAUCCUGGCGUUGUUGGCAGACAGGAAACCGGUGGACCUGCAUAUAUUCAGAAACUAUCAGUCAGCAGAGGAAGUCCUGGAGGCGCAUAAUAAGUUUAACCCGCGUGUGAGCGAGGGAGGCGAAGGGAUAGGUCUGGCGCUGCCGCCGCCGCCCAGCCAGCAGCUGGUGUGGCAGGCGGCCCGCGCCACCGGCGCUGCGCCCUCAUACUUCACCGCCUCGGGCAGAUAUCUCGACGGCGGCUUAAUGGCGAACAAUCCUACGCUAGACGCAUUAUCAGAGCUCACAGAGAUGCGGCUAGCUUUUAGAGUUACGGGACAAAUCGAGGAAGCUCGCAAGACUGACUUGAAAGUUGUGGUUUCGUGUGGCACAGGCAUAAACCCGUUGUGCAAGAUCAGAGACAUCGAUGUGUCCAAGCCCGAGAGCGUUUGGGGCAUGGCCAAGCUGGCCUUUGGACUCUCCAACAUUGGAACCCUCCUGGUUGAUCAGGCAACACAAUCCGACGGUCGCGUAGUCGAUCGCGCUCGCGCCUGGUGUUCUUCACUCGGCGUCCCCUACUACCGUUUCACACCUUCAAUGUCGAACGAUGUGGCCAUGGACGAGCGUUCGGACGAGCUGCUAGUGCGCAUGUUGUGGGAGACGCAGGCAGACAUGCGCGAGCACCGCGACCGCGUCGCCGAGCUCGCCGCGCUGCUCGCCGAACCUGUGUGAUGAGGUAGGGAUGUGGUUUGUCGCUAGAUGGCACUGUUGAGCUGGCUAACAAAAUAACUGGAAAAUUGAUAGUCAAUAAUAUUAAAAUAUUUUUUAUGGCGAUUAUAUUGGCGUUAAGAAGAAGAUAAUGAUGACAUUCGUUGACACAACCAAUAACGACGUUGACAUUGAUAAUGAGGAUGUUGACCAUUGUAACGAUAACGUCGGCAUCUAUAUAUAGCUACGUUUUAAACUGUGUGGUUUAAAUUAAAACACAGAAUCUCGGUUAAUAAAAAUUAGAGAAGAUCCUCGAAGGGUCAAAGUUCGUUA